AUGGCCGCCGACGAAGACUACGCCAGCUUCCUCGAAAAGGCAAACCAAGAUACAGGUUCAAAGAGAGCCUCGACGCAAUCAAAGACAGUCAGAGCAAGAGCUGUGGACACGGAGAUCCCACCGUCAUUGCUGGAUGUCGAGGAGUACUACGUCUCCGAUGCCGACGAGCCGUUUGAGCCGGUCAGCUUGAAGUGGGAUGGGGAUGGGCUUCCUUCGAGUGACGAACUCGCACGACUCAUAGGCUACGACGGAGAUUUCGCCACUAUCAGCCAGAAGGAGUUCGAUCCUCAAGGUCAAUACACAACGGUUGUUGAUGCGGUGAAGCAGGCGGGCGGCGGCGACGUGGCGUUCUUCAGGGCAGAGCAUGGCACCACGAGGGUGGAAUACUACAUCAUCGGCCUGGACAAGAAGGGAGGGAAGAUAGUCGGGCUCAAGGCUCUCGCCGUGGAGUCCUGA
This is a messenger RNA of Coniosporium apollinis CBS 100218, 456 nucleotides long. RefSeq lists its product as uncharacterized. The transcript has 2 exons. The coding region runs from base 1 to 456 and encodes 151 amino acids. The record is from RefSeq and is a predicted model, not a curated record. Lineage: Eukaryota; Fungi; Ascomycota; Dothideomycetes.